GUAGGAUGGCUGAAGCAAGAGUUUGGAGGCUUCCUGAUUGAGAAGCAACGCGAUGCUAUCUACGAGAUACCAAUACAGAACGCUCGUUUUAACGGCUACAUCCAAGCGACUCUACCUCAGGGGUUUCCUGAGAGUUAUCCGCCCUUCUUCCAGGCUUUUCCAUCGGUAGGUUCGAUUUGUUCUCUAAUCGUGUAUCUAUAA
This is a messenger RNA of Sphaeroforma arctica JP610, 201 nucleotides long. RefSeq lists its product as hypothetical. The record is from RefSeq and is a predicted model, not a curated record. Lineage: Eukaryota; Ichthyosporea; Ichthyophonida. The transcript is spliced from 2 exons. The annotation marks the transcript as partial.